This is a messenger RNA of Nothoprocta perdicaria, 405 nucleotides long. RefSeq names its product coiled-coil-helix-coiled-coil-helix domain containing 3 (gene CHCHD3). Lineage: Eukaryota; Metazoa; Chordata; Aves; Tinamiformes; Tinamidae. The transcript has 5 exons. The record is from RefSeq and is a predicted model, not a curated record. Bases 1 to 405 code for a protein of 134 amino acids. Gene Ontology annotation, biological process: inner mitochondrial membrane organization. Gene Ontology annotation, cellular component: mitochondrion; MICOS complex.
AUGGGCGGCGGGAGCAGCACCCGGCGCGUCACCUUCGAGGCGGAUGAGAACGAGAACAUCACGGUGGUGAAGGGCGUGCGGCUGUCCGACAAUGUCAUUGAUCGUAUGAAGGAGCCUUCUUCACCCUCUGGAAGAGCCCAUCCUCAACAGCGAUCGACUUCUGGUGCAGUUAAUGAAGAAGAGCUAAAGAAAAGAAUAGCUGAAGAGUUGGCGCUAGAACGAGCAAGGAGGGAUUCAGAAGCCCAAAAGAGAAGGUUGAAGCAAGAGUCAACGUAUGGACGCGAUGAGUUGGGCAAACUGGUGGAGCGCGAGAGGGCCGCAACGAACGAGCACUUGGCUCGAGCCAUUCUCAGGGAGCGGGCGGCCACGGAGGAGGAGCGUCAGAAGGCCCAGCGCUUCGUAUGA